Messenger RNA from Trichomonas vaginalis G3, 1156 nucleotides. RefSeq lists its product as uncharacterized. The transcript has a single exon. The annotation marks the transcript as partial. NCBI's taxonomy places the organism in Eukaryota, Parabasalia, Trichomonadida, Trichomonadidae. The record is from RefSeq and is a predicted model, not a curated record.
AUGCUGGGUUCUUCUUCUCAAUUUAAGCAAGUCAUAGUAAAGAAAACAAACUGUCCAUAUGAAUUAAGAUUUAUUGACAUCAGAAAUUAUAUAGCGGGUGGAACAUUAGACCAAUUCACUCAAGAUUUCGGAAACAAUAAAUCACGUGUUAAAUCCUUUUUCCCUUAUCAAUUCAUCACAUGGGAGAAUUACGAAGAAGAAUUAUAUAAAGUGGAACCAUUCACUCAAGAUUCAUUUUAUUCAGCAUUAACUCAAGAAACUAUAUCCGAUUCAGAUUAUCAAAUAUAUCUCAAUGAUGCUAAAAAUUUUGAGAAUAGAUUAGAAUAUUUUAUUCAUUAUUGCAAUAAAGACGUUGAAAUUAUGAUUGACCCAAUCGAUAAAAUUAUUGAAGAAACAUUUGUUUAUAAAAUUGACAUGCUUCAUAAUCUUUCUUUAUCAUCGAAUGCAUCAAUGAUUCGUUACGCGUUAGCAUAUAAGAACUUCAAUCCUAACGAAACAUAUCCAGAAGAAGAAAAUGUGGAAUCAAGUUUUGAAUUAACAAAAAAGUAUUGGAAAUAUAAAAUUGAUUCAUAUAAGAAACAAGAUGAAAAGGCGAAAAGAGAUACCAAAAACAAUGUUUCAAUGGAUGACUUUCAAUACUAUCACGAUUUAAUCCUUUCAUCUAAAUGCAAAAUGUGUGGUAAAGCGUUUACAUAUGUAAAUAAACCAACAUUGGAUAGAAUCGAUAAUGAAAAACCACAUACCAAAGAAAAUUGUCAGUUAAUGUGUUGUUAUUGCAAUGUCGUAAAAUCAAAUAAAGAUGAAGAUGUUCAACGUUUAAGAAUCAAUUUAAGAAAUUAUGCAUUAAAAAAUAAUUUACCAAUGACUUUAGAUUCAGUUGAAGCUUAUCACAUUCUCCGUAAUGGAAUUACUGGUGGUCUAUCAAAUGUUCAACAUCGUGUUAAUCUUAAAGGAAUCACGCACAUUAAUAAACUUUCAUAUAAUCCAGAAACUAAAACUGUAUCAAAUGAGGACACCACCAACAUUAUGACUCAUUUCGUUGGAGUUGACUUUAAUUCAUUAUAUCCUUCAUCAUUUUCAUCUAAUCCUCAUGAUUUCAUUCAAUAUACUGACCAUAAAAUGUAUAUGCCGGGAAGAUUGAAUGGUGUUAUCAUUU